AUGGCCCCCCCGCAAGUAGAAAAUCGACAACCCUUCUGGGAUCUCAUUUCAAGUUUGGGCAGUAACAGAGCUGAGAGUUGGCUAGUCACGGGGGAUCUCAAUGAAAUAGCUGCUAACUCAGAGAAGAGGGGUGGUCCGAGGAGACCCGAAGCCUCGUUUACAAGAUUCUGA
Arabis nemorensis is the source of this 171-nucleotide messenger RNA. NCBI's taxonomy places the organism in Eukaryota, Viridiplantae, Streptophyta, Magnoliopsida, Brassicales, Brassicaceae. The record is from the annotation of a GenBank genome assembly.